This is a messenger RNA of Pyrenophora tritici-repentis Pt-1C-BFP, 1116 nucleotides long. NCBI's taxonomy places the organism in Eukaryota, Fungi, Ascomycota, Dothideomycetes, Pleosporales, Pleosporaceae. The record is from RefSeq and is a predicted model, not a curated record.
AUGGUUCUGGGCGCAUGGAGUUUGGGAAGUAUCAUCGGCCCUGUGGUUGGGGGCUUGUUGGUUGAUCAUGUUUCGUGGCGGUAUUGCUUUCACAUCAACUAUCCAUUCUGUGGGGCUGGCUUCGUUGUCGCGGCCUUGGUCGUGCGCCUUGAUGCGGUGGAGAAGCUUACAUUCUUGCAGAAGCUUAGACGGAUGGACUGGAUUGGUGCAGGUCUUUUCAUCGGAAGUAUGACUAGUUUUCUAGUUGGUAUCUCCUCAGGCGGGGUCUUGUAUGCGUGGCGAUCAGCAGUGACCCUCUCUCUGAUCGUUGUAGGGCUCUCCGGCUUGGUCGUUUUCUUCCGCUGGGAGAUAUAUAAGCAAGAACACACGCUGCUACCAAUGUCCAUCUUCGGCAACUGGAGUGCCAUCGCAGCCUUUUACGGCGCUAUGAUCAACGGCUUGCUUCUCUUUACCGUCUUAUAUUACUGGCCGUUUCACGAUAUGAGUGUCCGAGGAAGUUCUCCUACUCAAGCAGGCGUUAACGUAUUACCCGCUGUACUAUUCACAGUGCCUGGCGCUAUCGUUGUAUCCAUCGUGACAUCGCGCAUCGGUCGCUUUCGAUGGGCGAUAUGGAGCGGCUGGACAAUUACGACCCUCGCAUGCAUUCUGCAGCUACUAUUCAACAAGAAGCCCACACCAGUCGUCACUUCCGUGCUUCGUGCUGUCUUCGGUCUCGGCAUGGGUAUGGCGCUCACAAGCCUCAACGUCGGAACACAAGCCAUGUCGAGGGCUGAAGACGCGGCAAUGACAGCGAGCAUGUAUGGCUUCCUCCGAAGUCUAGGCAUGCCCCUCGGUGUUGCUCUUGCAGGAACAAUCUUCUCAAACUCCAUGUCUGACAAGCUUUCAGAGCUGCGGUUACCCACGAGCAUUGCGCAUGAAUCUGAAAGCUAUGUUUUGAUCUUGCGUACCAUGCUGGAUUCCUCGCGGAAGAGCACGAUUCUGGAGUCAUACAAGACAGGCUUUGAGUCGGUUUUUGUUAUGCUUACGGCUGUUUCGGCAAGCGCUUUGGCCUUUAGCUUCGUUAUUAGGAGGUUUAGUAUGGAUAAGAAGCUUCUUGCGCAAUAUUCUGCGAGAUGA